AUGAAACAGGAGGAGGUUUUGGCGUGCUCAUUUGAUUCUUGGUACCCGAUAUUUGAGAAGUACACUACUCGGAGUUCUCGACCUCUUAAAGUAGAAAAGCCCGGUUGUUUUGAUAAUCUUGAUGAGGAAUCUUGGGCUGAUGAUGACGAUCCCGAGGGACCAACCUUUCCGGAUUUCGAGAGUAAAGUCAACAAAGCCAUCAGCUCCCUUGGCGGAAUGGCCUUCCCCAAGCUCAAUUGGAGCGCCCCUAAAGACGCCGCCUGGAUAAAUUUUGGUUCCUGCCUGAAGUGCACAUCUGCUGCCGACCUGUUAGUCCUCCUUAAAGCCUCCGACUUCAUCUCGCACGACAUUUACGCACCAUUCGCUCUGUGCGAUGAGGCUUCCAAAAGUCAGGAAGAACCUCGUUUAAAGGUGAUUUUACGCGCAUGGCGACUGAUUCGUCCAGAAACUGAAUUUCGAUGCUUUAUUCGGUCCAAGCGUCUCUAUGAUGUAAUGGAUGUGUACAUCAAGAAUGAGUUCAAAUCAUCCAUGUCCGUAAAGCUGCUCGAUUUCAACGUCUUCGGCCUGCCAACCGAUGGUCUCUUGUUCGAAUGGACUGAGCUGAAUCUUUUCCCAAUUGACAAAGAGAUAUUCUUUCGCUGGCAGACGGACAAGACAAUGCGCUCGGGUGUGAUGUCGCGCUACAAGCUACCCAUUGAUCUCAUCGACAUCUCCUCCGGCAAAGACCCAGAAAAACUGAUCGAUCUCGUGCAAGCGCACGUCGAUGAGCAACAGAUGUCAGUAGAUGAUAAUGAUUAA
This is a messenger RNA of Mesocestoides corti, 798 nucleotides long. The record is from the annotation of a GenBank genome assembly. Lineage: Eukaryota; Metazoa; Platyhelminthes; Cestoda; Cyclophyllidea; Mesocestoididae.